This is a messenger RNA of Ricinus communis (castor bean), 1302 nucleotides long. RefSeq lists its product as uncharacterized. The transcript has 4 exons. NCBI's taxonomy places the organism in Eukaryota, Viridiplantae, Streptophyta, Magnoliopsida, Malpighiales, Euphorbiaceae. The record is from RefSeq and is a predicted model, not a curated record. The coding region runs from base 1 to 1302 and encodes 433 amino acids.
AUGGCUGAAAAUUCUCAGCAAUUUGGUACGAGGGCUGAUGGAGCUAUAAGGCGAGUUAAUAAGGUAAGCACUAAAAAUCUUGAAAAUCAAAUUUCUAAUUUAACUGCUUUGGUUCGUCAAAUGGCUGUAGGACAAUUGCAAAUGGCAAAAGCUUAUGGAGUAUGCUCAGUUCAAGGACGUCCCACUGAUAUAUGGAGAGAUCACCCGAAUCUGAGCUGUGGAAACCAAGGAGGACAACAAAAUUAUCCUUCCCAGAAUUUCAUUAGACCACCUCAAGCUUCAAAUUCAGGUAUGUCUUUGGAAGAUAUUGUUAAGAAUCUUGCUAAUAAUGCUCUUCAAUUUCAACAGGAAAUAAGGUCAAGCACUCAAAAUUUAGGCAAUCAAAUUACUCAACUGGCUACGUCAGUUAGUAAAUUGGAGGCUCAAAAUUCUGGAAAACUACCUUCACAAACAGAGAUAAAUCCAAAGGAGAAUGUUAGUGCAAUUUUUCUAAUAAGUGGAAAGGAGAUUCCUUCAGGGUCGAUUCCACUUAAGGAAAGUGAACCGAGCAAGAAAAAGGAAGAAGAAGCUUCCUCUAAAGUGUCACGUGUGGUAAAAUUCGACCCUCCUCUAUCUCUUUCAUCUCACACUCCAUUACCUCCUUUUCCUAGCAGAUUAGCUAAGCCAAAAGAAGAUGAGCAAGAAAAGGAGAUCCUAGAUAUAUUUAGGAAGGUGGAGAUAAAUAUCCCAUUGUUAGAUGCUAUCAAGCAAAUUCCUAAAUAUGCAAAAUUUAGGAAUGUCAUGCCAUUUUCUAUCUAUCAAGAGUUGAAACUAAAUAACUUGCAAAAGAAUGGUGUAAUGAUUCAAUUAGCUGAUCACUCUUAUAUUCGUCCCCUUGGAGUUGUUGAAGAUGUUUUGGUGCAGGUUAAUGAGCUCAUAUUUCCUGUCGACUUUUACAUUUUGGAAAUGGAUGAUGAGGGUACUCUCUCCGUAGAGUUUGAUGCAGAGAUUGUUAAAUCUAAUAUUUUCGAUGCAAUGAAAUAUCCUAAUAAUUUAUAUUCUCUUUGCCAUAUUGAUGUAAUUAAUCCAAUUGUGCAAGAAGUAUUUGCAAAAGGAAAUGUUAGUGAUGAGCAAGAUUUAUAUGCACAAUCUAAUUUAGAAGUGGAAAUUAGAAGCUUAGAUUCAGAUAAAAUUUUCAAACUGAAUGGUCAUAGAUUGAAGAUCUUCCAUAAGGGUGAAAUUGCUUUAUGUCUCAUUAGUUUUCCUUCGGAUCACCCCACUUAUUUGGAUGACUCAAAUAUUUUAUCAUUCCGUCGAGCAUAA